This is a messenger RNA of Glossina fuscipes, 827 nucleotides long. RefSeq lists its product as uncharacterized. The transcript is spliced from 3 exons. The record is from RefSeq and is a predicted model, not a curated record. NCBI's taxonomy places the organism in Eukaryota, Metazoa, Arthropoda, Insecta, Diptera, Glossinidae. Bases 48 to 827 code for a protein of 259 amino acids.
UUGGUGAUAUAAUAAUAAAAGAAAAGUCAUAACAUUAAUACUUAAAUAUGUGCUUGAGAAAAGUAGUAAAAAACGCUAUACUACUAGUCAUUAUAGUUAUAAUUAAUUGUAAUGUCCAAGCACAAGAUCAAUUUUCGGUUGAUGAAGACUUAACCCAUUUGCUUGGCCGCUGUAAAAUGAACAGUGAAGACUACGAUCAAUGUAUGAAAGAAGUUUUGAAUGAUUUAAAAACAUAUUAUACGACGGGUAUUCCCAUCUAUAAUGUACGACCUUUUGAUCCCCACUAUGCUUCAUUUGUUGAAAUGCGUCGAGGGGAUAGCAAUGGUUUAGCUGGCUUUAAAUUACUUUUACGCAAUAUAUCCGAAUACGGGUGGUCACGUUCUCAGAUAACAAAAUAUCAGACGGAUUUAUCGCAAAAACGAAUAAUAUAUUCGCAAUAUUUCCCUGAAAAGAGUUUGGACGGUUGGUAUGAAUUUUCUGGUGCGUUAUUUGGUACACCCAUUAAGCGUAAAGGUUUCUGGAAUAUGACAUUAAAUGAUUAUAGUCAAACCACGAGCGUUAGGCGAUUGGGUGGACCAGGAUCACUUUUAAAAGUCAACAUAGAAGUGAAUAAUAUGGGCGGAUUAAAAAUGCAUGUUGCCGAUAUUUUAGCCGCAGGUCAAUCGACAUUCGACAAUUUAACAGAUGGUGUGAUAAAUACGAUGUGGCCGCUGGGUCUACCGUUUAUAAAACCGAUGAUUAAUGAAUUAAUUAGUACGGCUUUUACUGAUAUUUUUAAUGAAUCGUUUAGAUAUUUUCCCGUAGAAAAGUUCUUAAGAUACUCAUGA